AUGGAGAAGCAGUUUCCGGAUCUGGAGCUGCAGCAUGUGCCCCGCGGCACAAAUAAGGAAGCUGAUGAGAUCGCCAAGAGGGCGUCAAAGCGUCAGCCCCAGGAACCAGGCGUCUUCGAGGAGCGUCUCUUCAAGCCCUCAGCAACCCCACCAACCGCUGAGCCUGUACCACCUCGGGAGGAGCUCCCCUCGCCACCAACUUCAGGAGCCCCCGCCUGCGGCCCGACCUCGGGAGCACGUCUGCUCCUGCCACUUGAGCCUCAGGAGGGGUGCUGGACCGAGGAGUCCAAGGCAUACUUGACACAAGGCACGUUUCCGAAGAAGGAAGAGGACGCAGAGCGUGUGGCCCGGCAGGCUACAGUGUACUACAUUCGGGACGGUGAGCUAUACAGGAAGCGGCCAAACGAUGUUUCUCUACCAUGCAUCUCCAGGGAACAGGGGAAUGAGUUGCUGGCCGACAUACAUGGCGGAGACUGCGGGCACCACUCAUCGUCGCGCACCCUAGUCGGCAAGGCUUUCGUAGCGGGUUCUACUGGCCCACGGCACUCAACGACGCGGCCGAGCUAG
Molecule: messenger RNA, 567 nt
Organism: Aegilops tauschii subsp. strangulata
Lineage: Eukaryota; Viridiplantae; Streptophyta; Magnoliopsida; Poales; Poaceae
Source: RefSeq, a predicted model, not a curated record